Molecule: messenger RNA, 834 nt
Organism: Balaenoptera musculus (blue whale)
Lineage: Eukaryota; Metazoa; Chordata; Mammalia; Artiodactyla; Balaenopteridae
Gene: FAM228A
Product: family with sequence similarity 228 member A
Exons: 6
Coding region: 1-804 (267 amino acids)
Source: RefSeq, a predicted model, not a curated record
AUGUCCAACUAUGAUAAACAUUUUGGGCCAGAACCCGAGUCAGUUGCUUUGAUGGAGGCAUUGGCUAGAGAAGACAUUGAUGAAGCUGUAUACGCGAUAUUAUUUAGAGAAAAUUAUGUUGCGAAGCAAAGAGUCAUUUUCUCGCAGGUUACGGUCCCACCGUUCUGUGAUCCUCUGUUUAGAAGACAGCAAGAGUUGGAUGAAGAGCGGAGGGCUGUUUUUCAGUACAAGACAGGAAAACGAUGUACCUUAAAAGAAUUUAAAGAACUAGAGAAGGCCAGGCAGUAUGCCAGAUUGCCCCAGCUGACUUUCAAUCUCCACAGAGUGGUUCCAAAAGAGCAGCCCAAAGCUUCUGCAAGGCCUGUGGGAAGCAAAACUCGUAGCAAAUGCAGUCCUGAAAAACUUGUCUGUGCAGAAGAAAAAUAUCCGCCUGAUAAAGAGAAAACGACUAGUGACCUAAGUCAGACUGUUUUUGAAAGGCAGUUUUAUUCCUCAAAGCUUGGCCAGGAGAGUAAAAAGCAUGAAAAGAAGAGUCUGUGCACAAGUGGACACUAUUCCCGUAAUCAUCAGGCUGUUCCCACGCUGAGGCUGCAGCAUUUCUUCCCAGUCCUUCACCUCCUGAGUGGCUGUGACCCAGCGGAGGUCACGUGGUGUGGAAUGGUUACAACGUCACCCAAACCACCCACAGUGGACACAUUCAACCAAGUGGUAACGUCUGGUGGUCUGAUGCCUCAUUUCCACAUAAUACUUUUUAUAGCCCUGAAAAUGGAAAUCCUGGCAUCUAAACACAGCCGAACAUGUUAACACUAAUACAAGGCACUGUGCUAUGGGGUU